AUGAACAACUUUGAUUUUUCACGUAAAGCUUCAUGUAUUACCUUAUCCAAUCUAGAAGAAGAUGUUAUUAGAGCAGAAAUUGAUAUUGUUAAUGCAACUGCUAAUGUUGCUGUAUCAUUAAGUGCAUGGCGUGCAAAAUUUUGUAAACUUUGGCAUAACUAUCAUUGGCGUAUGAGACAUUAUUUUUAUUUACAUCUAUUUGUUUUCUUUUGUAAUACACUUAUAUGCGGUGUUAUUGUAUGGGGUAUUGAACAAUAUAAAAUUCCUUAUAUUGAUUGUUGGUUUCUUAGUGCAACAUGUGUAUUUACAUGUGGAUUACAAACAUACGAUUUUGCAUUACUUAGUCGAUCAUCUCAAAGUAUUUUACUUUUUUAUACAUGGAUAUCUGGUAUAACUGUUAGUACAAUUCCAGCUAUAUUUAUAAAACUUUAUCGAGUUAAAAACGAAAUUAUACGUUCGGAAGAGUCAGAAACAAGAACAAGUGAAAACGAUGUAUUACCAAUACAAAGACUUGUUCCUAAUCAAAGCAUUGAUUCAGAUUUACAUGAACGUAUUCAUUCAUUACCAAGUCCACAUCAUCUACGUGUUACAGCUUAUAUUUUAAUGAUUGUACUCAUUUUAUCAACUUGUUUUGUUAUUUAUUUAAUAUCAUUUAUUGCUAUGGGUAUUUGGCUUAAAUAUCAUUAUGAAUCAAAAGCUUUAUUACAAUCAAAUGCAACUAUGAAUCCAUUUUAUGCAGCAAUUGUUAUUACAAUAACUGCUUUCAAUCAAAAUGGUUUAUCACCUUGGACAAGUGGUAUUGGUUUAUUAGUUAAUGAUAUUUUUAUGAAUAUUUUUAUUAUCAUUGUUGUUAUGUCUGGUACUUCAUUAUUUCCAGCUAUAAUUCGUGGUGUUGUGGUUUUAUUUAAAACCAUUGUACCUUGGCGUUAUAAAAUAUUUUUUGAUUAUAUCUUAUUAAAUAAUCAUCGUUUAUCUGCUGUUAUUUUUCCAUCGAUUCAAACACGACUUUAUGUUACUAUUACAAUUUUAUUACAAAUAUUGGGUGUUGUGGUGGCAUUAAUACUUGAUUAUCAUAAUUCAAAUUUAGUUCAAUAUAAAGGAGGAACAAGAUUUAUGAUAUUUAUGCUUGAAACAGCUAAUACUCGUUUUGGAGGUUAUGCAACAACUGAUCUAAGUUUACUUGCACCGGGAACAUUAAUCAUAUUUGUUUUAUUAAUGGGUGUUAAACCUCAAAUGUUAUGUGCUAUUGAUGAAACUCCAUUUGAAAUGGAAUGGAUAUUAAUACAAACACAACAAAAAUUAGAAAAUAAAGUUUCAAGUAAUAAUCGACGUGGAAGUAUACAAAUAUUUUUACCAUUUAAUCGUGUGAAACAUUAUUUAUCACGUCAAGGUUCAUUAGCAAAAGCACAAGCAUCAAAUUAUUUUUCUUCUAUUGCACGAAGAACUCGAGCUUCUCAAGCUAUUAAUCAAUUACAUGAAAAACGUCUUCAACAUCGUUUAAGUGCAUUAUCAUUUGAUACGUAUAAUCAUUCAAGAGAUGAUCGAAAUAGACCUCUUGGAUAUAUAUCAUUUCUUCGUAUGAAACUUUUAUUAAUUAUUUUUUGCCGUCAUGCUGUUGUUAGUUUAUUCAGCUUAUUGGUUUCUACUCGCACAUGGUUGUUUUUAUUUAUUUUUCUUAUUUGUGCAUUUGAUUCAUAUCAUAUGACACCUGUUGAUCCAUCAAUAACUGUAUUUCGUGUUAUAUUUGAAGUUAUUAGUGCAUUCGGUGGUUGUGGUUUAUCUAUGGGUCAUCCAAAUGUUACAUCAAGUUUUGCUACAUUACUUACAGUACCAAGUAAAAUAAUUCUUAUAUUAACAAUGUGUAUGGGUAGACAUCGAGGCUUACUUGAUUCAAUGAAAGAUCAAGAAGAAAUUGAAUAUAGUGCACAAACAUUAAUUGAUAGUUGGCAACAAUUAGCUGUAUUAGAACAAAUAGAAAAGAAGAAAUCAUUAGCAGAACAUCAAUCACUACCAAUUCUGUCAGCAGCUCAACCAACUUCGUCACUUAUUACUAAAUUUUAA
Rotaria sp. Silwood1 is the source of this 2061-nucleotide messenger RNA. The record is from the annotation of a GenBank genome assembly. Lineage: Eukaryota; Metazoa; Rotifera; Eurotatoria; Philodinida; Philodinidae.